AUGGCGGUUGACCUGUCCCUCUAUCUAGUCACGGACUCGACCCCCGCCAUCCUCAAGGGUCGCGACAUCUGCACAGUCGUGGAGGAGGCUUUGAAAGGAGGUGUCACCGUGGUGCAAUACCGUGACAAAAAGAGCGACACUGGAGAGCAGAUUGCUACUGCUAGAAAGCUACACCAGAUCUGCCAGAAAUAUGGAGUACCACUCUUGAUCAAUGACCGAGUUGAUGUGGCUCUUGCUGUUGGUGCUGAGGGUGUGCACCUGGGUCAAGAUGAUAUGAAAUUCGCGGAAGCCAAAAAGAUUCUCCCCAAGGAGGCCAUCAUUGGUAUCAGUGCCUCCACGCUUGAGGAGGCUCAGAAGGCAAUUGCCGACGGGGCGGAUUACCUAGGCAUCGGCACGAUGUUCGCCACUCCAACUAAAACCAAUACUCGAUAUGUUCUCGGAACUGCCGGCACUCAAGCAAUCUUGGACGCUAUCAGCACUACCUCGGUGAACACUGUUGCCAUUGGCGGUAUCAACCACUCGAAUGUGCAGCGCGUGAUCUACCAGUCAGAGUCACCCAAGAAGGCCCUGGACGGCGUCGCCAUUGUCAGCGCUAUAAUGGCUGCCGAUGACUCCAAGGCUGCAGCGGAAGAGCUCGCCAAACUAAUCAAGAACCCCCCCUGCAUUCGCACUGGCUCGUCAGCCUUGCUGCAAGAGGUACCGGCUAUUGUGCGCAAGAUGGUCGAAGUGCACCCGCUUGUCCACAACAUGAUCAAUUUUGUCGUGGCUAAUUUUGUUGCCAACGUCGUGCUUUCCAUUGGCGCAUCGCCUAUCAUGUCGCCGUACGGGGAUGAAGCUAAGGACCUAUGCAAGUUCGAUGGAGCUCUUCUCAUCAACAUGGGGACCUUGACCAGCGAGAGUGUUUCGAACUACCUCAAGGCCAUCGCAGCAUACAACGGACGAGGAAACCCAGUUAUCUACGACCCAGUUGGUGCCGGUGCAACUGGUAUUCGACGCAAUGCAGUAUCGGAUCUCAUGGCCGGAGGCUACUUUGACCUUAUCAAGGGCAACGAGGGCGAAAUCCGCCAGGCCUGGGGCAGCAGUGGAGUCCAACAGCGUGGUGUGGAUAGCGGACCGAGUACCCUUGAUGGGCAACAAAAGGCCCGUCUGGCUCGAGACCUAGCCCGACGCGAAAGAAAUGUCGUUCUAAUGACGGGAGCUGUUGAUUAUCUUAGUGAUGGCGAACGAGUCAUCGCUGUGGAGAACGGCCAUCCCUUCCUCGGUCAGGUUACAGGCACUGGUUGCGCCGUUGGUUCUAUCUCGGGAUGUUUCCUCACAGCCCACCGCUCCGAUCGACUUCUGGCAGUUCUGUCGGGUAUCUUGAUGUACGAGAUUGCAGCUGAGAAUGCGGCGAGCAAGGAAUAUGUCCGUGGACCUGGUAGCUUCGUGCCUGCAUUCCUCGAUGAGCUUUACGCCAUCCGUACUGCGGCGGGCAAAGGCGAUGACAGCUGGUUUACCGGCCGGGCCAAGGUGCAGGAAAUCAAGUUAUGA
Messenger RNA from Penicillium cosmopolitanum, 1530 nucleotides. RefSeq names its product bifunctional hydroxyethylthiazole kinase/thiamine-phosphate diphosphorylase. The record is from RefSeq and is a predicted model, not a curated record. The transcript has 8 exons. NCBI's taxonomy places the organism in Eukaryota, Fungi, Ascomycota, Eurotiomycetes, Eurotiales, Aspergillaceae. Gene Ontology annotation, molecular function: magnesium ion binding; ATP binding; thiamine-phosphate diphosphorylase activity. Gene Ontology annotation, cellular component: cytoplasm. Bases 1 to 1530 code for a protein of 509 amino acids. Gene Ontology annotation, biological process: thiamine biosynthetic process.